AUGGAAAAUAGAAAAAAAUUAAGUGAUGAUGCACCUACGCAUCCUCAGCAGUGCCGAAUAUGUGGCGAUGUUGCACGUGGUUCUUUACCACUUGGUCUUCUUCAAAAUGAUCGCUCAACAUUAACAACUAAUGAAUGGACUCUUCUUUCGAAUUGUCUUCAUGCAUUUGAUGAGCAGAAUCCUUCUGCACGAAUUCAAAAUUCGUUAAAUGAGUUAACUUCACUACCACCCAAAUUACGUUUGAAACCAUUAGAGCUCACGAAUCUUAUUCGCGAACUUUUUAGCAGUAUUGGACCACUCAUUGAACGUUCAUCAGAUUUUCAUUCGUUACCAGUUAAUGUUCGUCAAAUUCUUGUUAAACGUAAUUUGUACAUCACUGGCUCGAUGAAUGGACUCUUUUUGUGUCGUGAGCUGCACGUAUUGGAUAAUAUGUCUGUUCUCAAUUCUUACACCCAGUUGUAUGGUUGUGAAUAUAUGAUAGAAUGUCGUCGAAAAAUUGCACGAUAUGAUCCAAAUGGAAGUCUUAUUAAAAUCUUCGUAUUCAUAUUAGCUUUUUCAAGCAAUUGCUCACUUGUUACAUAUGAUAGUCAAGCAGAUCUUACAAUUAUGUCAAACUCAAUCCAUUUGGUUCCUAUUCAAAAUGUAUAUAUUACGAUGUUGUGGAAAUAUAUGAUAUAUCUAUAUGGAUUCAAAGAAGCAGUACUUCGAUUUACUCGACUUAUAAAGGAUGUUCUAGAUUUAGUUAAUAUGUUAAGUCAGGCUCCUCAGACAGAAACUCGUAGCCGUAUUAUGAAUCCAAUCGUAACAGAAACAGAACAUACAUUGAUGAAUGGCAACUGA
Messenger RNA from Rotaria sp. Silwood1, 840 nucleotides. Lineage: Eukaryota; Metazoa; Rotifera; Eurotatoria; Philodinida; Philodinidae. The record is from the annotation of a GenBank genome assembly.